CAGGAGCGCGUUGCCUGAGGCGCUGGCGUACGGCGAAGGCGAAGGACUGACAGAAGAUGAACGCGCCCAAAGCAGUCCGCCUUUACUGCCGUCCCCACGGGGCAGCAGGCAGUAUAAAUGCCCCUUUGACCCCAGCCCGUAGCAAUACAAAUCCGGAGUUCUCUCGGUGCCCCUCCGGGGCUCGGCUCUAGUCACAAGCUGAUGUCCUGCUGCCACCAGGAGGGGACUGCCCUGCCCUUCUGGCCCCCUGGCCAGCCUUGGGUCUGCUCGGGGAGUUCAGCUGCUCACACUGAGCCACAGCCUUGUCCCUGGGCUGUUUGUUUGCUUUUGGAAGUUGGAUGGGAUCCAUUUGUUCCCUGUGGUCAGAUAAGUGUUCCUCCCCCAAAUUAAGAGAAAGAAAAAGGGUCAGGAGAAGUAGAAAGUACCUUGCAGGGGAGAGCGUUUGGAAGGGAAGGAAGUGGAAGUGGAAAAGGGAUGUCAGCUGUCAACAAAUUACUAGUUUUCCUCAAUCUGGUCACACUCAAAGCUUGUGAAACCGCCUGAAAACAUCACUGCUUUGUAGCAGUGUAGGCCUUCUCUAAGUCUGGUAUUCCUGAGUUGUCAUGGAGACAUGCAAAAUAAAAGGAGCUAGAAAUUCCCAAGGAAGGGGUAUAGGUGGGAUCUAUUACAGGGAAAGGCUGAUGAGAUUUGAGGUGCUUUGGAAAUCUGGGUGGUAGCUUCACACUGAAUGUGAGCUGGCAUGAGAGCUCCCUGUCAGGCCAUGCCUUCAGUCUCAUUCCAGAACUGGCUUAGGAAGAGCCAUCUGUGACUGUGCAUUUAGCCAACUAUGAGUGAGUCUGGAAGUUUUGCAGCAUCACGUUCUAGACGUGAGAGGAAGAAUAGAAGAGGCCAGCAAGAAGCACUUGAACGUCUGAAAAAAGCCAAAGCUGGGGAAAAAUUAAAAUACGAGGUUGAGGAGUUCACGGGUGUUUAUGAUGAAAUAGAUGAGGAUGAGUACUCCAAAAUGGUCAGAGACCGUCAGGAUGAUGACUGGAUUGUUGAUGAUGAUGGGAUAGGUUAUGUAGAAGAUGGAAGGGAAAUCUUUGAUGAAGACCUGGAUGAUGAUGCUCUUUUUUCCAAUAAGAAAGGAAAAGGUGGCAAAACAUCCACAAUUGAUAAAAAGAACGUGAAAAAAUCUGUGGUGUCAAAACCAAACACAAUUAAGUCUAUGUUUAUGGCCAGUGCUGGGAAGAAAAGCACAGAUAAAACUGUGGACCUAUCCAAGGAUGAUUUACUUGGGGAUAUUCUUCAAGAUAUUAGUGCUGAAACAGUUCAGCUAAGUCCACCACCAAUUAUAAUGCUGAAAAGGAAAAGAUCUGCUGGAGCACCACUCAAUCCUUUCUCUGUGCAGUCCCAAACUUCUAAGGUAAUCACCCCUGUAUCAAAGAAAGCUCCUACUCACGUCAGAAAGGAAACUCUUCCUCCAGAUUCAUUUCAUCCUAAGCAUCCCAAUUACACAGCAAAAUCUGUCAGAGUCUCUGAAAAUGAGGACACCAAGCAUAUACAAAAACCCUUAGAAAAUGAGGGAAUAGCGAAGGCAUUAGGAGAGAAAGCUAUUAAAGCACUUCCAGAUGAUGAUCAGGGAAUGAUGCAUUUUGAUGAGGAGGACUUUGAUGAACCUAUGGAAGCAGAUCAUGUGGAAACUAUACCUGAGACAGCUGAAAGCUUGAAAAGAAACAAUGACAUUGAGAAGAAAGAGACAGAGCAGCUGGAAUCAGAGAAGAAAGAGACACCUGUCUUAAGUUGUUCUCUCCCAGGUCUCUCGUGUUGGGACAAAAUUGAUGAGGAUGAAGUUGAUCUAGUAGCAGCAGAAGUUCAGCUGGACCCCAAUCUCCUUCCACUUGUGAAUGGGGAAAAUGAUGAUCAAGUGUUAAGAUUUUAUUGGCUGGAUGCUUAUGAAGAUCAGUUCAGUCAACCAGGUGUGGUAUUUUUGUUUGGCAAAGUUUGGAUUGAAUCUGCAGCCACCUAUGUCAGCUGUUGUGUGACAGUGAAAAAUAUUGAGAGAACUGUUUAUCUGCUGCCACGUGAAACAGAAAUUGACCUAUCUACUGGUAAAGAGACGGAGACUCCAGUAACUAUAAUGAGUGUUUUCAAGGAAUUUAAUGACAGCAUUUCACCAAAGUACAAGAUCAUGAAGUUCAAAUCCAAGAAAGUGGAAAAAUACUACGCUUUUGAGAUUCCAGAUGUACCAGCAAAAUCUGAAUACCUGGAAGUUAAAUAUUCAGCUGAAUGCCCUCGGCUUCCCCAAGAUCUGAAGGGACAAACAUUCUCACAUGUCUUUGGAACCAACACCUCUAGCCUGGAACUCCUCUUGAUGAAUCAGAAGAUCAAAGGGCCCUGCUGGCUGGAAAUAAAAAAUCCACAGCCUUCAAAUCAGCCAGUCAGCUGGUGUAAAGUGGAGGCUGUGGCCAUGAAGCCUGGCUUGGUGAAUGUGGUUAAAGAUCUUUCUCCUCCUCCUCCUCUGGUGGUCAUGUCCUUCAGCAUGAAGACCAUUCAGAACCCAAAGACUCAUCAGAAUGAGGUUGUGGCUUUGGCAGCUCUGGUUCAUCAGAAAUUUCCUUUGGAUAAGGCUCCACCUCAGCCUCCUUUUCAAACACACUUCUGUGCUGUUUCCAAACCAAGUGAUUGCAUUUUUCCUUAUGACUUCAAAGAAGCUGUUAAAAAGAAGAAUGCUAAAAUAGAAAUUGCUGCAACAGAGAGAACACUGCUGGGCUUUUUCCUUGCGAAGAUUCACAAAAUUGACCCAGAUGUUGUUGUGGGUCAUAAUAUUUAUGGAUUUGAUCUGGAAGUGCUGCUUCAAAGAAUUAAUUUGUGCAAAGUCCCUCACUGGUCCAAGAUAGGUCGACUGAGGAGGUCUAAUAUGCCAAAGCUUGGGGGCCGAGGAGGGUUUGCUGAAAGGAAUGCUGCCUGUGGUCGAAUGAUCUGUGAUGUAGAAAUUUCUGCUAAAGAACUAAUUCGUUGCAAAAGUUACCAUUUGUCUGAACUGGUCCAUCAGAUUUUGAAAACAGAGAAGGUAACAAUUCUGCCAGAGGAAAUUCGAAAUAUGUACAGUGAUUCUCCUCGCUUACUGUACAUGCUGGAAAACACCUGGAUAGAUGCCAAGUUUAUUCUCCAGAUCAUGUGUGAGCUGAAUGUUCUGCCACUGGCUCUUCAGAUAACAAACAUCUCUGGGAAUGUCAUGUCGAGGACAAUGAUGGGAGGACGGUCUGAACGUAAUGAGUUCCUGCUGCUUCAUGCCUUUCACGAGAAGGAUUACAUAGUGCCAGACAAGCAAGUUUUCAAAAAACCUCCACAGAAGCUGGUGGAUGAAGAUGAAGAUUUUGAAGAUCAGAAUAAAUCAAAGAUAGGGAAAAAGAAAGCAGCAUAUGCUGGGGGCUUAGUCUUGGAUCCCAAAGUCGGUUUUUAUGACAAGUUUAUUUUGCUUCUCGACUUCAACAGCUUGUACCCAUCAAUUAUUCAGGAGUUCAACAUCUGCUUUACCACAGUGCAGCGACUGUCAUCCGAAGCACAGAAAAGGGCAGAGGCUGAAGAAGAGGAAGAAAUUCCAGAGCUUCCAGAUCCAUCUCUGGAAAUGGGAAUUUUGCCUAAAGAAAUCAGGAAACUGGUGGAGAGAAGACGCCAAGUUAAGCAGUUAAUGAAACAGCCAGAUUUAAAUCCUGACCUCUAUUUACAGUAUGAUAUCAGACAGAAAGCUUUGAAACUCACUGCUAACAGCAUGUAUGGCUGCCUGGGAUUUUCCUACAGCAGAUUCUAUGCCAAGCCUUUGGCUGCUUUGGUGACACAUAAAGGGAGAGAGAUUUUGAUGCAUACCAAGGAGAUGGUGCAGAAGAUGAAUCUUGAAGUGAUUUAUGGAGACACAGAUUCCAUUAUGAUAAACACUAAUAGCACCAAUUUGGAUGAGGUCUUCAAGCUGGGGAAUAAGAUCAAAAGUGAAGUGAACAAGCUAUACAAAUUGUUGGAAAUCGAUAUUGAUGGAAUUUUUAAGUCCUUGCUGUUGUUAAAGAAGAAGAAAUACGCUGCUCUGACUGUGGAACCAACAGGAGAUGGGAAAUACGUAACUAAACAAGAACUAAAAGGGCUGGAUAUCGUCAGGAGAGACUGGUGUGAUCUUGCUAAAGAGACUGGGAACUAUGUAAUUGGUCAGAUUCUUUCUGAUCAACCCCGAGACAUAAUUGUGGAAAAUAUUCAAAGACGACUUGUAGAAAUUGGAGAAAAUGUGGUCAGUGGUCAGAUCCCAGCAAAUCAGUUUGAAAUAAACAAGACAUUGACAAAAGAUCCCCAGGAUUAUCCUGACAAAAAAACCUUGCCACAUGUGCAUGUUGCCAUGUGGAUAAACUCCCAUGGAGGCCGAAAGGUGAAGGCAGGAGACACAGUGUCAUAUAUCAUUUGUCAGGAUGGGUCAGAUCUCAGUGCCAGCCAGCGAGCAUAUGCUCCAGAACAGUUAAAAAAGCAAGAAAAUCUUAAAAUUGAUACUCAGUACUACCUGUCACAGCAAAUACAUCCAGUAGUUGCUAGAAUAUGUGAGCCCAUAGAGGGAAUUGAUUCUGUUCUUAUUGCAACAUGGUUAGGACUGGAUCCCUCCCAAUUCAGAGUCCAUCACCAUUACCAUAAAGAUGAGAAUGAUGCCUUGGUUGGUGGCCCAGCUCAGCUCACUGAUGAGGAGAAAUAUAGGGAUUGUGAAAGAUUCAAGUUUUGCUGCCUCAAAUGUGGAACAGAAAAUAUUUAUGACAAUGUCUUUGAUGGUUCGGGGAGAUUUAUUGAACCCAGCUUGCAAAGGUGCAGCAAGACAGAAUGUGAAGAGCCUCCUUAUAGCUAUGUGGUUCAAAUGGACAACAAGUUACUCUUGGAUAUUAGACGCUACCUCAGAAAAUACUACAGUGGUUGGUUAAUAUGUGAGGAGCCAACUUGCCAGAAUCGGACCCGUCGGCUUCCGCUGAGUUUCUCCCGGAGCGGCCCUGUGUGCCAGGCCUGCAAGAAGGCUGUUCUGAGACCAGAGUAUUCUGAUAAGGCCCUCUACACUCAGCUCUGCUUCUACCGAUACAUUUUUGACGUGGACUAUGCAAUGGAUAAAGUGGUUACUGAGGAAGAAAAAGAGUAUUUGAAGAAGAAGCCACUCAGGAGGGAAGUCUCUGAGGCCUACAAAAGACUGAAGAGCACCGUAGACAAAUGCCUGUCCAUGAGUGCCUACUCAGAAGUGAACCUUGGCAAACUCUUCACCGUCAGUAUAGGAAGAUCUGUGGGAGAGUCCAGCAAUGAAAGACAGUGAUUGAUUAAAAAUGGAGGGAGGCUAGUCCCUUGUUUAUCAGUAAUGAUCUCUUCAGCAAUACUCUGUUUCAGUAUGUACAAUGAUGCUUUAAUAAUCUUGUCUCUUUGGAGGAGGAAAAAUGGGAGAUGAAAACAGGAUGUAUGAUUCUCGUGGAUAUGAAGUAUUCAAGAUGUUUUUAUCUUCCUUUCUUCCUUGAGAAACCAGGGUUAUAAAAACAUGGAGUAGUUGAUUUUUGCAAUAUUUUUUGUUGUGUAUUUAGACCUAUGAGGGAAAAGGGGGUGGGGGAAUUGCUGCUUUAAUUGGAUAAUUCCCAGUGAGAGUUGCUGGAAUGUAAGUGAUCCUAGACUUUGCUCCAGGGUAUUUACUAGAGGUGCUCUCAGGAAGAGAGGUUAGUAGAGGUCUCAGUAGGAGCACUAAUGUUUUGCCUUUUCACGGUUUAUCUUCUUCCUGAUCAUAAACAUACCAAUUAAAAACAAUACUAAACCUAAAUGCAUUUAAAUGUCCUAUUACCUUCUGAACAGAGGUAGGGACGCUUUACUUUGAAAUUCAUUGAAGAAUGACUGAAACCUGGAGGUGCUAAAAAUAGGGACCAUUUUUUUAUUAGGAAUCUUUCCAAGCAUCUUUAAGCACAGUAUUUUGCCACAUUGAAAAUUUCUGUGUGGAUGUAAAGAC
Molecule: messenger RNA, 5977 nt
Organism: Catharus ustulatus (Swainson's thrush)
Lineage: Eukaryota; Metazoa; Chordata; Aves; Passeriformes; Turdidae
Gene: POLA1
Product: DNA polymerase alpha 1, catalytic subunit
Exons: 37
Coding region: 827-5305 (1492 amino acids)
Biological process (GO): leading strand elongation; DNA replication; lagging strand elongation
Cellular component (GO): alpha DNA polymerase:primase complex
Molecular function (GO): DNA-directed DNA polymerase activity; purine nucleotide binding; chromatin binding
Source: RefSeq, a predicted model, not a curated record